This is a messenger RNA of Daldinia decipiens, 1176 nucleotides long. RefSeq lists its product as uncharacterized. The record is from RefSeq and is a predicted model, not a curated record. Lineage: Eukaryota; Fungi; Ascomycota; Sordariomycetes; Xylariales; Hypoxylaceae. The transcript has 3 exons. Bases 1 to 1176 code for a protein of 391 amino acids.
AUGUCUGGCGUAAUCAACAAGGUUAAGGAAGCCGUCACUGGCCACCACUCUUCCUCCACUAGUCACAACACCAGUCAGAACAGCGCCCCUGAGGGUGCCCAUGGGCCCCAUGGCAACCGAGCAGCCAACGCUGCAGACCCAAGAGUCGACAGCGAUCGUGACCACCGUGCCGCGCCAAGCUCGACCCUUGGUGGCUCUAACACAUACACAUCUGGAGACAACUACAGCCACGGCGGCGCUGGCACUACCACAACCGGUCACCGAGAAGGUGCUUCUGGACCUCACAACUCCCGUGUAGCUAAUGCCGCCGACCCACGAAUCGACUCAGACCGAGACGGCCGCUUUGCGGGUAACACCGCCGGCGACUAUGGUGGCAGUGGCCGAGAAGGAGUCUCUGGACCCCACAAUUCUCGAGUAGCCAACACUGUUGAUCCUCGUGUUGACUCGGACCGAGAUGGCUCUCGCACUGCUGGUAACACUUACGGAAGCUCUGGAACUACCGGAACUACUGGCGCCGGGUAUACCCCUUCCGGCACCACGGGUAACACCUUUGGAAGCUCUACUACCGGCACUCACGGUUAUGACUCUAAUACCGGCACAACCGGUUCUACUGGUAAUUACGGACACGGUGUUGGUAACCAUGGUGCAGGCGGUACUCAUGCCUCCACUGGUACCCAUGGUCUAAUCGGAACUCACGGUACUACUGGUACUACUGGUACUCGCGGUCCUUCUGACACCUACAACACGACCGGAAGCCAAGGUUUAAGCGGAACUCACGGUACAAGCGGAACCCACGGUACUGCCGGUACUCAUGGUACUACCGGUGCCUACGGUACGACCGGAACCCACAACACGACUGGAACCCACGGUGCGGUUGGAGCUCACUCUGCUCACUCUGGCCCAGGUCCUGCCCCCAACACCGCUGGCCCCCACAGUAGCGACAUCGCCAACAAGCUUGACCCCAGAGUCGACAGCGACCUCGACCACUCUAAAACCUAUGGCGGCGACAAGACUUACCAGUCUGGAAACUAUGCCAAGGAUCCCACAGACGCUGCUCAGGUACCCCCCUCUACCCUACGUGCACACAUCGGAGAGCCGGUGAUCGAGCACGGUGGCCAAGGGCACCACCACCGGAAUAGUGCGGGAACACACCAAGAGACGCAUAGGGGGUUAUAA